Leptosomus discolor (cuckoo roller) is the source of this 567-nucleotide messenger RNA. It is a transcript of the gene IL17B, whose product is annotated as interleukin 17B. Gene Ontology annotation, biological process: inflammatory response. Gene Ontology annotation, molecular function: cytokine activity. The record is from RefSeq and is a predicted model, not a curated record. NCBI's taxonomy places the organism in Eukaryota, Metazoa, Chordata, Aves, Leptosomiformes, Leptosomidae. Gene Ontology annotation, cellular component: extracellular region.
AUGGAGCGGGCUCCAAACCUGCUUCUCCUCUGCAUCUUCACCUUUGCCAUGGUCCUGGUCCCCGAAGCAAAGGACCAAAGCAAGGCAGCAAAGGGCAGGAGAAAGGGCCUGGCUCAGCCCUCCAUGGCAGCACCUACCCUUGCUUGGGCCCUGGACGACCCCUAUACCACCAUGGCAGACUACGAGCGCAGCAUCCAGGACAUGGUGCGCCAGCUGAGGAACAGCUCCGAGCCAGGCGACACCAAGUGCCAGGUCAACCUGAGGCUCUGGAGGUCCAACCGGAGAAGCCUGUCCCCCUGGGCCUACAGCAUAAACCACGACGCAACACGGAUCCCGGCAGACAUCCCCGAGGCCCAGUGCCUCUGCACUGGCUGCAUCAGCCCCUUCACAAUGCAGGAGGACCGCACCAUGGCCAGCAUUCCCAUCUACAGUCGGCUGCCCGUCCGCCGGCUGCUCUGCCAGGUGCCAGGCGAGGUGGGGCACAAGCCCUCCGGGAAGAAGAAGUGUAACAAGAAGUACCAGACGGUCAUGGAGACCAUCGCUGUGGGCUGCACCUGCAUCUUCUGA